CUUUUUUUCUUAAGUACCUGAAUUUUGUGAAACCGAAUGGUUUCAACACACCGAAGUGUGUUUGCGGCUUACUUUUGGCAUCAUAUAGUGAUAAUACUCUUAUAGCCUUGCUAAUUAUGUCGCUUGUGUUUAGAAUUGGAAACCUAUAAGGAAUAGAAGAAAUUUAUUGUCAUGCGCUUACACUUGAAUUUAGUUGGACUUUUGGUAUAUUUUCUGGCGCCCUUACUUCAAAUUCACGCUUUUCGCAGCUCAGGAAAUUGCUCACUCGUCUACGAGAUACCCUUUAAAUUCGUGUGCAAGGGUAAAGUGACUAAAGAUAUGCACACCUUGUUUCGGGACAACCGAGCACCACCGGGCACGUCCUACAGCGUGUGGCACAGCGAGGAGGACGCCGACGACGUUUCGAUGGUCCUGAUUACGUUCCACACCCCGCAACUGUCAGACCUGGACUUCAUCGCUCUGGAUAAAAAUGUGUUUAUGCUUAGCCAAUUCUUCGUAGGGACUUCAGGGAACGGAUCCUUCCAAACUAUACUUGUCUCACCGUCUACACUCCACUGCUUCCCCUUCAGUCUGCGCUAUCCGAGAGAGCUAGAGAGGCAUUGCCUCGGAGAAGACUUGGGUGAUGGAGACGAUGUCACCAAGAAGCCGAUCCUGUUCUACGGCUCCCUCAUCGUUAAAAUCCCCGAGGCCAUCAAGAACGAUGCUCGAACACUCAGUCUCUUUAGGGCGUUGCUGGUUGUCGUGUAUGCGAAGACUGUUUAUUGAUAAUUUAUAGAUUUUGUGCCAGCACACAUGCUCUUCUUUUCGUACCAGUUAAACGACAAAAUUACAAGUACAAAUUACAGUGUUGAUUAUUUUCAAUAAAAUCUUGGGCUACGAUUA
Messenger RNA from Drosophila subpulchrella, 882 nucleotides. RefSeq lists its product as uncharacterized. NCBI's taxonomy places the organism in Eukaryota, Metazoa, Arthropoda, Insecta, Diptera, Drosophilidae. The coding region runs from base 172 to 765 and encodes 197 amino acids. The transcript has a single exon. The record is from RefSeq and is a predicted model, not a curated record.